AUGGCUUCGCUUGCUGCUCAAAUCAGCUUGUUCAAUGCUCCGGAUCCCAACCUUGGUGCACCACUUACACUCGCUGCACGCUGUCACGGCACAGCCUCAGCCUCCACAACCUGCUCGACCUCAAUUCACACACGCAUGCAAUUCAACUUGCAGGGACCGAGCGACGACCAAAGCGUGGUGAUGAAGACUACAUCAAACGGCCCGAGAACACAUCCUUCUUCUUCCGUUGCGGAUGCUGUUGGGAAAAGAACAAGGCAGAGGCAGCUCAUCAUACACUACAAGUACUCGAAUUUGACUCGCUCUCCGCCGAUAGUUCACUGUAUGGCUGCCCGUUCGGAUAUCCGCACACGACGUGCAGUAGCGUGCGCGAAGUGGAGAUGGCAGACUUUGGUGAUUUUGAGAUGGGUGAUGCGGUGUGCUUGCAAGGACGGGUCAACCACAGAUGCAGUCAUAACCGUUGAGCCUCUCAAUGCCCUCGCUUUCGGGUGGUCCGUCUGGAUCUGGUCAAGGGAUGGGCCUGGCAAUCGACACCCGUAA
Messenger RNA from Fomitiporia mediterranea MF3/22, 537 nucleotides. RefSeq lists its product as uncharacterized. Bases 1 to 537 code for a protein of 178 amino acids. NCBI's taxonomy places the organism in Eukaryota, Fungi, Basidiomycota, Agaricomycetes, Hymenochaetales, Hymenochaetaceae. The transcript is spliced from 3 exons. The record is from RefSeq and is a predicted model, not a curated record.